Gastrolobium bilobum is the source of this 3287-nucleotide messenger RNA. Its product is annotated as DExH-box ATP-dependent RNA helicase DExH9. Lineage: Eukaryota; Viridiplantae; Streptophyta; Magnoliopsida; Fabales; Fabaceae. The transcript has 14 exons. Bases 163 to 3105 code for a protein of 980 amino acids. Gene Ontology annotation, biological process: RNA catabolic process; maturation of 5.8S rRNA. Gene Ontology annotation, molecular function: ATP binding; RNA helicase activity; RNA binding. Gene Ontology annotation, cellular component: nucleus. The record is from RefSeq and is a predicted model, not a curated record.
GGGUUUUGGAGGUAUAAUUAUAUAAACAUUGCUACUUCCUUCGCUCAUGUUAGGAUUUUCAAUUCUAGCUUGCAGUGCUGCUUACUGUUACGUGUUUUAUUGAGAGAAUUGAAGAAGAAGAAGAAGAAUUGAAGAAGAAGGCAUAUAUAAUUAUUUAUAAUAAUGGGGUCACCGAAGAGGAAAUCGCCGGAAGAGCCAUCAACUUCAAACUCACAUAGGCAAGUGCUACAUGACUGCGUGCACGACGUGUCGUAUCCAGAUGGUUAUGUUCACUCUUCUUCUUCUUCUCUUUCUUCUUCACCUCACGAAGAACCUGCUAAGAAGUUCCCAUUUGCCCUCGACCCCUUUCAGUCUCAGGCUAUUACUUGUCUUGAAAAGGGUGAAUCCGCCAUGGUGUCUGCACACACAUCUGCUGGGAAAACUGUAGUGGCGUUAUAUGCAAUUGCUAUGUCCCUUAGAAAUGGACAACGUGUUAUCUACACUUCCCCUAUCAAGGCACUCAGCAAUCAGAAGUAUAGGGAAUUUAAGGAAGAAUUCUCUGAUGUUGGUUUGAUGACUGGAGAUGUCACCAUUGAUCCCAAUGCUUCUUGCUUGGUGAUGACUACGGAAAUCUGGCGUAGUAUGCAAUACAAAGGGUCCGAGGUCACGAGGGAGGUGGCUUGGAUCAUUUUUGACGAGGUGCAUUACAUGCGUGAUCGCGAAAGAGGUGUGGUUUGGGAAGAGAGCAUUGUUAUGUCGCCCAAGAAUUCUCGUUUUGUCUUCCUAUCCGCCACCGUCCCUAAUGCGAAGGAAUUUGCUGAUUGGGUUGCAAAGGUGCACCAGCAGCCUUGUCAUAUCAUUUAUACUGAUUACCGACCAACUCCCCUUCAGCAUUAUAUUUUUCCUUCUGGAGGUGAUGGUCUAUAUUUGGUUGUGGAUGAAAAGGGGAAAUUUCGUGAAGACAGCUUUCAGAAAGCUUUAAAUGCACUUGUUCCCGGCGAGGGUGACAAGAAAAAAGAAAACGUUAAGUGGCAAAAAGGUUUGGUGCUGGGCAGAAUUGGUGAAGAAAGUGACAUAUUCAAGAUGGUGAAAAUGAUCAUUCAGCGUCAAUAUGAUCCUGUGAUACUGUUCAGCUUUAGCAAAAGGGAGUGUGAAUUUCUUGCAAUGCAGAUGGCAAAAAUGGAUCUUAAUGGGGAUGAUGAGAAGGACAACAUAGAAAAGAUAUUUUGGAGUGCUAUGGAUAUGCUUUCAGAUGAUGAUAAGAAGUUGCCUCAGGUUUCAAACAUGCUGCCCUUGCUGAAGCGUGGAAUAGGAGUACAUCACUCUGGUUUACUCCCAAUUCUAAAGGAAGUUAUCGAGAUCUUAUUUCAAGAAGGACUAAUCAAGUGUUUGUUUGCCACAGAGACCUUCAGCAUUGGUUUGAACAUGCCUGCAAAAACUGUUGUUUUUACAAAUGUCCGAAAAUUUGAUGGGGACAAGUUUAGGUGGAUAUCCAGUGGUGAAUAUAUACAAAUGAGUGGUCGUGCUGGUCGACGAGGUAUUGAUGAGCGUGGAAUAUGUAUCCUCAUGGUUGAUGAGAAGAUGGAGCCUUCUACUGCUAAAAUGAUGGUUAGAGGGGCAGCUGAUAGUUUAAACAGUGCCUUUCAUUUAAGCUACAACAUGAUUUUGAACCAAAUGCGCUGUGAAGACGGUGAUCCUGAAAAUUUGCUCCGCAAUUCUUUUUAUCAGUUCCAAGCUGACCGGGCCAUUCCUGAUCUGGAGAAACAAAUAAAGGCUCUUGAAGAAGAAAGGGAAUCGAUUGUUAUUGAAGAAGAAAACAGUUUGAAGGAUUAUUACAAUCUGCUGGAGCAGCAUAGAAGUUUGAAUAAGGAGGUUCAUGACAUUGUGUUAUCUCCAAGGCACUGUUUACCAUUUUUACAGCCUGGGAGGCUUGUUUCUCUCCAAUGCACUUCAAGUAAUGAAGAUCUGCCCCCCAUUUUUAUUGAGGACCAGUUGACUUGGGGGUUGGUCAUUAAUUUUGAAAGGGUUAAGAGUGUUUCUGAAGAUGAUGCAAGCAUAAAACCAGAAGAUGCAUCUUACAACGUUGAUAUUCUUACAAGAUGUGUGGUGAGGAAAGAUAAAAUUGGAAAAAAAUCUGUUAAGAUUGUUCCUCUGAAAGAACCUGGAGAACCUCUAGUGGUUUCAGUUCCUAUCUCUCAGAUUAAUACAAUAAGCAGUCUGCGUCUAUAUAUACCGAAGGAUCUUUUGUCUUUGGAAGCUCGAGAAAACGCACUGAAAAAAGUGUUGGAAACUCUUUCUAGAUUUGGUGAGAAAGAAUUGCCACUUCUAGAUCCUGAAGAAGACAUGAAGAUCCAGAGCAGCUUGUACAAAAAAACAUCUCGUAGGAUAGAGGCUCUGGAGAGCCUAUUUGAAAAGCAUGAAAUUGCGAAGUCACCACUUAUUAAGCAGAAGUUAAAAGUUUUACAGAGGAAGCAAGAACUGACCACAAAGAUAAAGUCCAUUAAGAAAACAUUAAGAUCUUCUACUGCUUUGGCCUUCAAGGAUGAACUUAAGGCAAGAAAGAGAGUUCUUCGGAGGCUGGGAUAUGCUACUAGUGACAAUGUGGUGGAAUUAAAAGGGAAGGUUGCUUGUGAAAUUAGUAGUGCAGAUGAAUUGACCCUAACAGAACUCAUGUUCAAUGGUGUCUUAAAGGACAUAAAGGUAGAGGAGAUGGUUUCUCUCCUGUCCUGUUUUGUCUGGCAAGAAAAAAUUCAUGAUGCUGCUAAACCCCGGGAAGAACUUGAUCUCCUAUUUGCACAAUUACAAGACACUGCUCGAAGAGUUGCCCAACUUCAGCUUGAGUGCAAGGUGCAAAUUGACAUUGAGAGUUUUGUGAAGUCAUUUAGGCCUGAUAUUAUGGAGGCUGUGUAUGCUUGGGCUAAAGGUUCAAAGUUCUAUGAAAUCAUGGAAAUUACCCAGGUUUUUGAAGGUAGCUUGAUUAGGGCAAUUAGACGACUUGAGGAAGUUCUUCAGCAGUUAAUAGAAGCAGCUAAGUCAAUCGGGGAAACUCAACUUGAGGCGAAGUUUGAAGAGGCCGUAUCCAAGAUCAAGAGGGAUAUUGUCUUUGCAGCAUCCCUGUAUUUGUAGUUCCUUCCAGAAACUGUUUAUUUAAUUAAAUUUGAAGAGGACACAUAGUUAUGCUAGAGGCAAAUGCAGAGCAUCAUGUAAGACAGUGUGAAAUGAACCUUGUUUCUCACCAUCAGUUUUGAUCUCAACUGACUGAUACCUAGAAACACUCACAAUUGAUGUAUAUGAUAAUCUCCUCAACA